AAGAAGCCGUGUGGGUCCACGCUAGUGUCAAUGCAGGGUCCAAACGCCCCCACGGCCCCCCCUCCGCUCCACUCCCCCAGCCCGGCUUCACCAGAUUGGACGCAUCCUCAUGGCCAGGUUCCUUCCACCUCUUGGCCUCCCCUAUAUAAGCCAUGGGGGUCCGACCUGGUCCAAGCCUGCUGGGGGAGGACUUAGCUGGCACCUUCAUUGACUCUUGUAAGCCACCACAGGGUAUGGAGCACGUGCGCAGCACCAUGACAGAGUUCUGGAAGGAGCACUCCAAGGAGGCCACGGUGGAGGAGAUGAUGCUGGACUCGCGUGCCCUGGAGCUGACUCAGCAGGAGCUGCCUGAGAUCCUGUCCAUACUUCCCAGUCUGGAUGGGUGCCGCGUGCUGGAACUCGGGGCCGGCAUCGGUCGAUAUACCAGCCACCUGCUGACACGAGCGGCCCACGUGACCGCCGUGGACUUCAUGGAGAGUUUUGUGGAGAAGAACCAGCAAAGCAACGGUCACCACGGUAACGUCACCUUCCUUCAAGCUGACGUCACCAAGAUGGAGGUCCCCCCAAACAGUGUGGACUUCAUCUUCUCCAACUGGCUGCUGAUGUACCUCAGCGACGACGAGCUGCUUCUCUUGCUGAGCAAAAUGCUGACGUGGCUGCGGCCUGGCGGUUCGCUCUUCUUCAGGGAGUCCUGCAACCAUCGCUCAGGCGACUGCAAACGGGAGUUCAACCCCACACAUUACCGCACGGAGGCCCAGUACAACCACCUGACCAGGUCGGUCCAAGUGGAGGACCAGAAGGCGGGUCUGUGCUUUGGUUUGGACAUCGUGCUGAGAAAGAGGAUUCAAACCUACAUCGAGGUGAAGAACAACCCAAACCAGAUCUGCUGGCUUCUGGAGAAGGUCCCACGCCCUUCAGACACCAAGGACACGUUCAGCUCCUUCCAGCAGUUCCUGGACAACCAGCAGUACACCAGGAGGGGCAUCCUGCGCUACGAGAAGAUGUUUGGCUCGGGUUAUGUCAGCACUGGAGGACCUGCCACCACCAAGGAGUUCGUAGACCUGCUCAACCUGCAGCCCGGCCAGAAGGUUGUGGAUGUGGGCUGUGGGAUCGGCGGAGGGGACUUCUACAUGGCGAAGACGUUCAAGGUGAAGGUGCUGGGCUUGGACCUGUCGGAGAACAUGGUAGACAUCGCCAUGGAGCGGGCGCUAGCGGAGAGGCUGCCGUCGGUGGAAUUCGAGGUGUCUGACGCCACAAAGAGGAUGUUCCCCGAGGGUUCCUUUGACGUCAUCUACAGCAGGGACACCAUCCUGCACAUCGCAGACAAGCUGGCCCUCUUCAAACGCUUCCAUGCGUGGUUGAAGCCUGGCGGCCAGCUGCUCAUCACGGACUACUGCUGUGGGGACAGGCCGUGGACCCCCCAGUUUGAGGCCUACGUCAAGCAGCGAGGCUACAUCCUCCACACGCCGUCACAGUAUGGACAGUUCAUUCAGGAUGCCGGCUUCUGCAGCGUUCAGGCACAGGACCGGACAGCCCAGUUCAUCCAGGUCAUCAGGGAAGAGCUGCAGAGAGCCGAUGCGGCCAGGAGUGAAUUUAUCCAGGAGUUCUCUGAGGAGGACUUCAACGAGAUAGUGAACGGUUGGAGGGAAAAACUGGAGCGCUCCAGCAGCGGGGACCAGCGAUGGGGCCUCUUUCACGCCAGACGGAACUAAGUGGUCUCCUCAUAAAGGGGCGGGGGAGUCAGUGGGAGUUUGGAGUGGUGUCCACUUUCCUUUCCACGCUGUCACUGAUCUGAAGACGGGCCCUCACGUCCUCAUCACGGGGGCGUUGGAAGGAGCCUACCCUAGGCUGCAACCGCAGUAGUAGCACUACUUAUCAGGGGUCGUACCGUGCCGGCUGUGAGAGCAUUCAUAGCUGCAAUAAAAGCCUGUUGCUCUGGCUAGCAA
This is a messenger RNA of Doryrhamphus excisus (bluestripe pipefish), 1946 nucleotides long. It is a transcript of the gene pmt, whose product is annotated as phosphoethanolamine methyltransferase. NCBI's taxonomy places the organism in Eukaryota, Metazoa, Chordata, Actinopteri, Syngnathiformes, Syngnathidae. The record is from RefSeq and is a predicted model, not a curated record.